Cladocopium goreaui is the source of this 1359-nucleotide messenger RNA. NCBI's taxonomy places the organism in Eukaryota, Dinophyceae, Suessiales, Symbiodiniaceae. The record is from the annotation of a GenBank genome assembly.
CAGGAAGAUGGUCCAAGGUCACGUAUUCACCAACUCUUCCACUACAUCAGCUCCGUAUGUGCAAUCUGGUCCCAGUCCGUCGCAUUCAACAUCUUUUUUACAUUGGUCAUCAUCACCAAUGCAAUCUUCAUGGGAAUUCAACUGGAGUGGAGCGUUGCAAACAUGGACAUGUCAGUGAGAACAUCAUUUCUGUUGAUCAGUUCCAUAUACGCCCUGCUCUUCUCAGUGGAGAUGUUCAUCCGCAUAUGUGCGGUUGGCCCCCUGUCCUACUUCUGCAGCUCAGGUUGCGGGUGGAAUUGGUUGGAUGUUUUGGUGGUGGUUCCUGCCUGGGUUGAAUUGGCGAUCUCAUUGGGCGCUUUUGAUUUCGGCGGUGGAGGCUCGGCCUCGCAAUUUCGCAUCAUUCGGAUCUUCAAGGUGACAAGGCUGCUUCAAGUAGUUCGUUCUAUCCGACUGGUGCGCUUUCUAAGCGCUUUGCGUGCUCUGGUGCUCUCAGUAGUUGAUACCACCCGGCAAUUGUUGUGGGCUUUGAUCCUGCUGGGUCUAGUUCAAUAUUCAUUUGGCAUUAUGUUCACAGACGCGGUCCUCGACUACCAACUUGAACAUGGUGAAGAUCGCGUUCUGAAGCAAUACUUCGGGACAGUGUAUGCAUCCGUCAGCACGCUGUUCAGGGCGAUUUUGGGUGGCAUUGAUUGGGAGUUGGCCGCAGAUGCAUUGGAAGCAGUGGGAAUGGUCUGGGUGCAACUCUUCCAUGCUUACAUCGCUUUUUGCGGAUUUGCGGUGUUGAACGUGAUGACUGGGGUUUUUGUCAAUUCAGCCAUCAAGACACGUGAGCGGGACCAUGAAACUUUGAUCCAGAACAAGCAAAAGUUCACCGACCUCGUCCAGAAGAUAUGGAAGAAGAUGGACACAACCGGUUUGGGGGAGAUCACCAUUAUCGAAUUUGAGCGCAUGUUCGAGGACGAAGAAAUGAAGGCGUUUUUCCAGUCCAUCGAAAUCAAUGCCGUUGAUGCGUGGACUUUGUUUGACAGUCUAGAUGUAAAUGGUGAUCAUACCAUUAGCGUGGAGGAGUUCUCCGAGCGGUGCAUGCAACUUCAUGGGCCUGCACGCUCUGUCGACCUGUAUGCUCUGAAAAAGGAACUCCGCAUGUUGGAGGAGAAUACGUCCUCGAUGAAUCAGCAACUUACAGAGGUUUUAGACCAUUACCUUGGUCGUUUCACGCGAAAGAGGCCUGAGAAAGAUAAAGCAAAGCUCUUGUCUGACGAAGAUGACUCAGGGAUCUUUCCAACCUAACAGCACCAGUCGCAGCAGGUGGGACACGGCACUUGCAGGAACCACUGAUGUGGCUGCCAUUGUGGGGCG